AUGAAGUUCGCUGCUGCCCUUUUCGCUGCCGGUGCGUCCGCCGCCACCUUCUCCGUCUCCGACUUCUCAGCCGGCUGCAUCCGCCACAGCACCCAGUGCCUGUACUCCUUCACUGUCAUCCAGCCCAGCUCCAUGGAGACGACUGGCGUCAAGUGCUCUACCCAGGUCCCCGCCAACGUCGGUGGCACUCUGCCCGACGUCAAGGACGCCGCCUGCACUGAGUCCUCCAGGACCUUCAGCAUCGUCAAGGGCGCCGACGGCCUGACCCUGACUGUCUCGCAGCAGGUCACCCCCUCCAGCUUCCAGACUGGAUCUCACCUGCUCCCCAACGACCAGCUGGUCACCUCCAACGACCCCAACGCCGUUGUCCAGAGCUACACCGGCCCCACCACCUUCGACCUCAACUAA
Molecule: messenger RNA, 408 nt
Organism: Hypoxylon fragiforme
Lineage: Eukaryota; Fungi; Ascomycota; Sordariomycetes; Xylariales; Hypoxylaceae
Exons: 2
Coding region: 1-408 (135 amino acids)
Source: RefSeq, a predicted model, not a curated record